This is a messenger RNA of Colletotrichum paranaense, 510 nucleotides long. RefSeq names its product cupin domain-containing protein. The record is from RefSeq and is a predicted model, not a curated record. The coding region runs from base 1 to 510 and encodes 169 amino acids. Lineage: Eukaryota; Fungi; Ascomycota; Sordariomycetes; Glomerellales; Glomerellaceae. The transcript has a single exon.
AUGUCCCACCACAUCACAACCCACGACGCAGCCGGAAAAGCCGUCUUCUCCUACGCCUCAGGGACACGAGAAUCGCACCAAGUCCCCUCGGGCUCAAUUCAAGUCCUCGCCUCCACCCACAACACACCACUCGACCUCUCCAGCGAGGCAGACAUUGAACAGUACAAGAUCGAUCGCACGCAGUUCCUGUUCCUGAGCUCGCGCGUCAUCGCACCAGACAAGGGCACCUCGGCGCUCGUCACGGUCCUCAACCCUGGCGAGGAGUGGCCGAUGCACAGGACCAUGACGUUUGACGUGGUGUAUAUGCUAGAAGGCGUGGUGGAGCUGCACCUCGACUCCGGGGAGAUGCGGGUCGUGAGGGCCGGCGAUUCGGUCACGCAGAGGGGGACGAAGCAUAAGUGGGUGAAUGUCACGCCGGACGGCGGGGUAGCGAAGUGGAUCGUCUUUGCGCAGGCUGCCGGGCAUGUUAUUCAAGCUGGAGGCUAUAGUCUCUCCGAUGAUUGGGAUUGA